Molecule: messenger RNA, 1855 nt
Organism: Papaver somniferum (opium poppy)
Lineage: Eukaryota; Viridiplantae; Streptophyta; Magnoliopsida; Ranunculales; Papaveraceae
Product: protein WHAT'S THIS FACTOR 1 homolog
Exons: 5
Coding region: 241-1512 (423 amino acids)
Molecular function (GO): RNA binding
Source: RefSeq, a predicted model, not a curated record
UCCCAUUUGGUUCACUUUUAAGCCGGAGAAAUGUUAAAAUGUGGCAGGGCGAAUAUUGCUUAUUGUUUGUACCAGCUCGUCGUCUCUCUCUCUUCCGCUCUUUGUUCAUCUCAUUUUUCCUCACAUUCUCACUCUCCACGCUACAGAACCAGCAGUCACGGUGUUUGACAUAUUGCCUCCCUUAUUGGUGUUUAACAUAUUUCCUGCAAAAAGCUUAGAGUCUAUGAUCUGUUUGUGAUAAUGCUUUCAACCUUAAAAGCUAGUUUGCUUUCGAAAAAUAGCUCAAGCGUCGGAUCUACCGAUUCGAGUUCAGUUCUGCGUACAUUCUUGCCUUCGUGUUCUGGUAGUAACCACUGGUGUCGAUUCGCUUCUAUUUCAAGCCUUAAAGUCCCCUGGCGUAAAGACAGACAACUUGAUGAGGCAAUCGAACAAGAUAAAGCAUGGCGUCUAUGCAACAAAGUAGUUAAAGAAGUUUUGAACGAACCUGGACAGGUAAUUCCUCUGCGUUACCUUGAGAAAAGAAGAGAAAGAUUACGCAUUGCAGUGAAAAUUGAGACAUUCCUUGAUCAAAAUCCUGGACUUUUUGAUGUCUACCUCGACAAAAUUAAGCCUAAAACUCAACCAGUUCCAUUCCUUCGUGUCAGUGGUCGCCUUCAAAGUUUUCUCGAUGAAGAGAAACAGAUCAGAGAUGAUAACGAACAAUUGGUGGUGGCGAAGCUUUGCAAAUUGCUCAUGAUGUCUAAAAACAAAGUUGCUAGUGCUGAGAAAUUAGGAGAUGUCAAGCGAGAAUUUGGGUUUCCGAAUGAUUUUAUGUGCAAUUUAAUUCCCAAGUACCCAAAUCUUUUCCGGUUAGUUGGCAGUCCUGAUGAAGGUAAAUCAUAUUUAGAAUUGAUUUCUUGGAAUCCAGAAUUUGCUAAAUCUGUUAUAGAACAAAGAGCAGAAGAAGAAUCUAAGUUAACAGGUAUCGGUAUUAGGCCUUCAUUCAAUGUGAAACUUCCCAAGGGGGUUUUACUAAAGAAAGAAACGAGGGAAUGGGUCAGGGAUUGGAUGGAGCUUCCGUACAUAUCUCCCUACGAAGAUGCUUCUCAGCUGGACCAAGCUUCACCCGAAAUGGAGAAAAGAACAGUGGGAGUUUUCCAUGAAUUGCUUUCUCUAUCACUUUUAAAAAGAAUGCCAGUGCCGAUUUUAGGGAAAUUUAAGGAGGAAUACAGGUUUUCAAAUGCAUUUCCUAAUGUUUUCACUAGACAUUCUGGCAUUUUCUACACGUCUCUAAAAGGUGGGAUAAAAACUGCCGUACUUCGAGAAGCUUACGAAAAUGACCAAUUGAUCGAUCGAGAUCCUUUACUAGCGAUAAAAGACAAGUUCAUCGAGUUGUUAAAAGAAGGGCAUAGAGAAAGAGAGAGACUAUUGAGAUUGAAGAGAGAAGCAACUCAAAAUGACAAACAAGUAGCCGUUGAUGGUGUUCAUUUGGACUCUGAACAAGGUUCCGAAUCUUGUGAUGAAUCAAUAUGAAUCUCAAUCUGCUGAUUUUCUUAGUUCCUAAAUGCUUUCCUUUUAGUAAUUGAAAGAGAACUUAUUUAUAUUGUUCACAAACGUAUUCUAAAGGUGGAUGAGCUAACCUGCAACAAACAAAACCACCUGCUCCACUACUAAAUUAUAAGAUUGUUGACUACUUAGGUGGACCAUCUGGGCAGUUGAACCUGAAUACUACUCUCUUGGCGCCAUUCAGAGCAAGCAGGAAAAUAUCUGCUGCAGCAGCAAGGUCUCAUACCAGAAAAUCAAAGCAGAACUCGUUCGAAGUUUCAUCAGGUAUGUUUCGGACGAUAUCAUUAGUUUUAUUGAUGGGAUUUAUGGC